CACUGGCGGCGGAGGAGGCGCGAUGGCCCCGCAGCGCCGGGCGCUGCCCCGCGGCCCCGAGAGCGCCGGGAGCGGGCCGGGAACGGCGGCGGGAGCUGGAGCGGGAACGGGAGCGGGCCGCGGGGGCCGCCGGCACAGCAGCGCCAGGAAGGGCCGGGCCCGGCCGGAGCCGCGGGGAUGGCGGGGGAAGGCGGCGCUCCUGGUCCCGCUCCUCCUGCUCUCGGCCGCGGCCGCCGGCAGCCUCGUGCUCUGGAGCCGCCUGCUCGCCCGGGACGGGCUCUCCGCGGAUGGCAUCCCCCAGGACGGGGUCACCGAGGUGCUGGCACAUCGCGGCGACAGCCUGCGGGACAAGUUCGUGGAGAUCCCCUGCUCGGAGGACUACGACAGCCACAGGCGCUUUGAAGGGUGCACUCCCAGGAGGUGUGGAAGGGGUGUGAGUGAUGCCAUAAUCACGAGGGAAGAAGCUGAAAGAAUCCGUGGAAUAGCAGAGAGGGGACUGUCCUUGGGAGGAUCUGAUGGAGGGGCAUCAAUUUUGGACUUGCACUCCGGAGCUCUUUCCCUGGGGAAGCAUUUUGUUAAUCUGUACAGGUACUUUGGGGACAAAAUUCACGACAUCUUCACCGAAGAGGAUUUUGCCUUGUACCGGGAUGUGAGACAGAGAAUUCAACAAAGGAUCGCUCAGGUGUUUGGGAUCAGCUCCUCCUCCCUGUACCUGACCAAGCCAACCUUCUUCUCCAGGAUGAACAGCACGGAGGCCAAGACAACCCACGACGAGUACUGGCACCCCCACGUGGACAAGGUGACUUACGGCUCUUUUGACUACACCUCUCUGCUCUACCUCUCUGACUACAGCCAGGAUUUUGGGGGAGGCCGCUUUGUGUUCCUGGAUGCAGAUUCCAACAAGACGGUGGAGCCCCGAGCAGGCCGGGUUUCUUUUUUCACCUCGGGGUCGGAGAACCUGCACCGUGUGGAGAAGGUUCACUGGGGCACUCGCUUUGCCAUCACCAUCUCCUUCACCUGCAACCCGGAGCACGGCAUCGGGGAUCCAGUCCUGGGGUAACUCCCCUGGGGGUGGAGCACGAGGUCAAAUGGAAGGAGAGAAGCCCUGCAAGAGGAGAGGAAAAAGGGAGAGAACAUCUGCUGUAACCUCACAUUCAAUCAGAACUGCCCGGCUGUAUCAGCAGAUUGUAAUGAACUUUGUUUUCACGUGACCUUUUCCCUCAGGACCAGCUCAGAUUUGAUGCGUUCUGAAAAUGGUUUGUUAUGUCCCAGAGGGACAGGCUACGAAGAAGAGUUCUUGAGUGGGCUCUUCACUCUUUUUUUUAUUACUAUUUUUUUAAAAAUUCUUCAGUUUAAAAGAUACAAACCCAUCUUCUGGGCCAUGCCUUGAUUUGUCUCCCCGUGCUGCUGUGAACCUGUUUAAUUCUUUAACCAUUUCAGUUGCUAAUGGGAUGUAGAGAGUUUGACCUCAGUCAGUUGAGCAAGGUGAGUGUUAUUCUGAACACACUUUCUGCUGAGAACAAUGGAUUCUCGUGACCCAUGGGCAUGAGUGGGCAACACACCUGGGGCUUGUCUACUGGCACUGACUUCAACCUCUGUUUUAACUGAAUUACUGCUGUUUUUUGCUGCAAACAGGGGCUAGUUAAUACAAAGUCAGCAAUACAAUUCUCUGGCCAGAAAGCCUGCUGCUUUUGGAUGACAAAUGCUUUGUGCAGGGAAUGUCACUGCACCAGAUGCCUGUGAUCCGAAUGCAGCAUUCCCAGCUCGCCUCAUUUCCUUUGGAUCUCCGUGGAAAUGGUCGGUGUCCCGGUUGGAAGCUCAGUGUUAGGGUUGUUAAGAGCUCUUUAUGGAGAUGGCUUGACCGUGUAACCCUCUACACUGAGCCAAAACUCAGGAGGAGAGCUGGGCAGAGGUGACCAAUCCUCUGGAUUCAUCCAAGAAUUCCUCAUGACCCAGUUCCCAGGAAAGGCAGUGGGUUGGGAGGGAAACAGCUGAGAAAAAAGCUAGUUUUGUUGGGGUUUGCCAUGUGCCAGUUCUGGCCUGCUUAGACUCAGUCCUGUCAAGCCUGGCUUGUGCUGGGUCACAAAACCCCUCAGCCUGUGGGCUCUGAGGGAACUUGGUGUGCACUUCCAACUGAAUUGUGUCCAAAGCAAUGUUUUAUUUGCUUCAGAAGGUCUCUCAGUAGCUAUUUUGGGACUUUUUCAGUUCAGUAUGAAGAUUUUUUUCUGUUGCCUCAGACCAUUGGUGUUCCCUGGAUAAUAAACUGCAAGGGCUUCAGAGAACAGGAGCUGUGUGAAUUGCAGUGCAGAUAAAGGAGCAAAAGUGUGAUCUUGCCAACUACCCUGGUUUCUUACUGCAGUCAAAGAUUUCUGUGGGUCAGGGAAUUGAUAAAUAAACUGUAGGAAAACCUAAAUUUUGUUCUCAAUCAUAUUCUGAAGCAAAUCUGUUUUAUUCCUAGGGUGUAUAAUUUCUGUGAAACACUGAAAAUCUGGGAAUGUGCUUUGAUGUUUUAAUUUUUUAAAAAAUUCUAUACAUAGUUUUGAUUCCUUAAUCUACCCUUUUAGGGAAAUAAUAAGUACUGGUGGGGAUUACCCUGCAGAUUGAUGACAGCACACCUGGCCUUGUGAGUGCUCUCACUGGGCACAUCAGCAAGAUUGUUCUCAAACCUGAAAAAGGUUUCCUUGUCUGUGCUAACGAGGAAGGAUUGUUAAAAAGGCUGGAUGUAAGGAAAUAAUAAAGCCAACUGGGCUUUAUCUUUGUUCAUGAAAUCUUUGUCUCAAAGCCUGUUUAUUCCAAGGAACUGGAAUUUCUUUGGGAAGAAGCACAGUGAUUCCACAAUAAACGCUGGAUGUUUUAGUAACACUGAGCUUCUUCUGUCUGGAGCUUCAAUAUCUGGACUGCAAAAAGCAAUAUCUAGAUCUUGGAAGAAUUUAAAUGGCAAAUGAGGAAGUAAAAUGUAAUCUCAAAGUUUCUGAAUAGCACCCUCCAGCAGGAAACCAGUAAUUGCAGAAAGGCUGAUGUUCCUGGGGCAGAGUGGAAGUUGCAGAACUCACUGAUCAUUAGAGAUAAACUUGGCUUCAUUUCUUUUAGGCCUCUUAAAUACCCUGAAUAAUGUUUUAUGAAGGGUCUCUCUUCCCAGUUCUUGGCAGAUAACAGGAACUACUCCAAAACCGAUUUUCCAUUCACAGGGAUAUCAGGAACUUUUGAAAAAUGUAAAGGUGUGUGAUCAGAUGAUGUUUUUUGUGUAAACCCCCUUUUCAGUCCUGUGGCAUUCCAGGAAUUUCUUGCCAUUUCUCCUGUAUCACAUUUUCACUGUGUAAGCAGCUGUGGAAUGAGGGGUUUUAAUUGCCCUGAAGGUUUGGAAAGGCACAUUCAUGUUGAGAGUUUCCUGAGUAUGUAUUGUCCCCCUGAAAUACCCUGCGCUCCAUCUUCAUGAAUUUCAAGUCCAGAAAUGUUUACAAGGGUAAUCUAUUUACAAAGAGAUUUUAAUUUGGAUUUAUAGCAGGAAUUUAGCUCCCUGUCUUAUUUAUUUUUAAGAUCAGUGUCUCAGCCAGGUGCUUUCUGAGGCUGUAGCACGUAAUGAGGUGCACAUUAAAAUAAAUGUAGCUGAAAUGGCAUCGAUGAUGGCUGGGCUGUCAUGGAAA
Messenger RNA from Myiozetetes cayanensis, 3644 nucleotides. RefSeq names its product 2-oxoglutarate and iron dependent oxygenase domain containing 3 (gene OGFOD3). Gene Ontology annotation, cellular component: membrane. Lineage: Eukaryota; Metazoa; Chordata; Aves; Passeriformes; Tyrannidae. The transcript has 9 exons. Bases 23 to 1060 code for a protein of 345 amino acids. The record is from RefSeq and is a predicted model, not a curated record. Gene Ontology annotation, molecular function: oxidoreductase activity, acting on paired donors, with incorporation or reduction of molecular oxygen; L-ascorbic acid binding; iron ion binding.